UGGCAGCAUUUCAUAGUGUGUCUUCCUCCCGCACAGGAAGAAAAUUGAGCGGGAGAAUUUGUGUUGUUGUUGUGAGCCAAACACAGUGACGGUCUCUAUGAAAGAUAUUAAUGCUUCCUGUGGGAUAUUAACAUUUUAAUAAUUCCCUUCUCUAUUGGUUUGAUCGUAAAACUAUCGUAAAUGUAACAGGAAUUCAUGAGCAUCGAGACUUUCAAAUUGUGUAACCAAAGAAGAGUGUAAUGUAAUCUGCGAAUGGCGGUCAGCUACUAGUCAUGGACAUGUUUAUAGAGAGACGAAGAACCGAACUAUCUGCGGGUUUGUGAGCUUCAUUUGCGGACACACAGUAUCUAUAACCCGGGGUGGACCUCAACACGAUGUCGCAGUUUGAAUCAUUUUCAGGUCAAAGCCAAAAAGAAACUGCAUUAUUACCAAAAACAGGAAAUAGCCCAUUCUGAACUCAGUGAUGUCUUCACCUUGCGUGGCAUUGACACUCUCUUCGAUGACAUUGAUGCUGACUCUGAGCUGGGUUUGCCUCUGCCUUCUCCCUUUCCCAAAAGCACUCUUGUAAAUGGUCAGAAGAAAAGCUCACGUUAUCCAGAAAAGAUGAAGGCAUCAUCUAAACAGGUACACAAGGAUACUUUGAUCCAAGAAAAUGGCAUUCAAGAGAAUGAAAUAAUCGAUAGAGAGACUCCAUUUAAAGAAAUUGUUCCCAUAAAGACAUCCAGUCCUAUUGCUUUGGCAAUGGAGAGGGAUGAAUCUGUGGAUGGAGUCAGACCUGUGGCUUAUCCUCUUCUCUUUGGAGUUGAGGAUGAGGAGCCCAUUGGUGGAGACUUCAGCAAGGUGUCCUGCACUCAGCAGUCAAAACCGGCGAAGGAAUCCCUCUAUGGGGAUAGCGGGUCUCUGGUAUCACCACCAGAAAGGCUUGAGUUUAGAAAAACUGCUAAAUCAAAUGCGGGUUCCUUAUCAAGCAUGAAGCUUGCAAAAAACACUACAACAUCAGUGGAAGCCACCCAGUCUUCACCUCCAGAAAUGAAGAAAGAUUUAACAAUGGAUAAAGAUCCUGGUCAGCUUUCUCCUGUUUUGGUUCGGAAGAGUGAACCAAAACUUCGGGAGGAAGAGCAAUGCAAAAAUCAAGUGAUGGAGGAUCAAGGGAAAGGAUUGUCUUUCCAGCAGAAGCCUAAAAAAGCCUUGAUGCCUAAAUCCCCAUGUUCCAGGAAACAAGCAGCAGUUCCAGCUCCUCCACCUGUAGAUUUAGAGGAGGACUUCAUCAUCCUGGACGAUGAGGCUCCUGUUCAUUUCAUCAUCCCUCGCAAGGCAGAGGUCAAGAACAAAAGACCUGUCCCAGCAGACACUGCAAAGGAGAAGGUUCUUACAGAGCCGCACUCGACAGAUCAGCUCUCGCAGAGUGAAGUGGAGAUGACUGAUCGGCAUGAGGCAGAUGCUAAAAGAAACAAAGCACAAAUCGAGUCUGGUAAACAAAAAAUGAAAGGAAAAUUUGGAAAAGCUUCAAAAAAGAGUGGCAAAGACUCUGUGACUCAUGAUGGUCGAGAGGAUGGAGCAGACCCUGUAACCGAAGCGCUGGAGGACAAUGAUUGUGAUCAGACCUCAUCUCAAACCAAACAGGGACACAAAGAAGUACAAGCAGAGACUCCAUUUAAAGAAAUUGUUCCCAUAAAGACAUCCAGUCCUAUUGCUUUGGCAAUGGAGAGGGAUGAAUCUGUGGAUGGAGUCAGACCUGUGGCUGAUCCUCUUCUCUUUGGAGUUGAGGAUGAGGAGCCCAUUGGUGGAGACUUCAGCAAGGAAGAGCAAUGCAAAAGUCAAGUGAUGGAGGAUCAAGGGAAAGGAUUGUCUUUCCAGCAGAAGCUUAAAAAAGCCUUGAUGCCUAAAUCCCCAUGUUCCAGGAAACAAGCAGCAGUUCCAGCUCCUCCACCUGUAGAUUUAGAGGAGGACUUCAUCAUCCUGGACGAUGAGGCUCCUGUUCAUUUCAUAAUCCCUCGCAAGGCAGAGGUCAAGAACAAAAGACCUGUCCCAGCAGACACUGCAAAGGAGAAGGUUCUUACAGAGCCGCACUCGACAGAUCAGCUCUCGCAGAGUGAAGUGGAGAUGACUGAUCGGCAUGAGGCAGAUGCUAAAAGAAACAAAGCACAAAUCGAGUCUGGUAAACAAAAAAUGAAAGGAAAAUUUGGAAAAGCUUCAAAAAAGAGUGGCAAAGACUCUGUGACUCAUGAUGGUCGAGAGGAUGGAGCAGACCCUGUAACCGAAGCGCUGGACGACAAUGAUUGUGAUCAGACCUCAUCUCAAACCAAACAGGGACACAAAGAAGUACAAGCAGUUACAGGAAAGAAACGGGCAAAAAGCAAGGCACCUGAGCCUGUUGAACUUUCUGACAAAGAUGAAACAGAUGCAGGGUGCAGCCAAGAAAUCCCAGCUCCUGUGUAUAGAACCACAAAGAAAUCCUCAAAAUCAUCUAAACAGGAGAGGCCAGGGUCAAAUGAGAAGAAGGAAUCCUAUAAAGUCACUUCUGCAGCAGCUCUUCACUCCACCAACUCAGUGAAAUCCAACAAAAAUAGAAAGAACAACAAAAAGGAGGAAACUGUCUCUAAGACAAAGAAACAAACUUCUAAAAAACAAAUAGAGUUGGAACAGAUAGAUCCUUCCCGUGAUGAGCAAGAGCAUGACCCUCCACCUGCCCUCGAAGAACAAGAGGAACAACAAAGAACAGCUGUAAAUAAACAAUCUUCCACCAAGGAUGCCAUGGGUCCAGGCAAAAAACUGAAGAGAAAAGAAACACAAAUGGGGGAACCAAAACCAAAGGAUCCACCAACAACUGCAUCUGACAUUUCGUCCGACAGUCCUCUGUGUUUCAAGAGGAAAAGGAAACCUCCAGGAGCAUGGUGGCUCACUAGCCCAAAUGAAAGUACCACGGAGCUUCAGCCAAAGCAGGCGUCGGGUGCAGCACAAGGGCCGAAAGCCAGUACAAAAACACCAACGAAGCAAGCAGCUGCUGUUGAUUCUGAAGAAACGCAGUCUCUCAGACCUGCCAAGGGAAAGCAGAAGAAAUCAAAGACUCACAAUGUGUUGGAUGAUGGGAAAAAGUUGAUAGCAGGUGGUGAUAGAUAUGAUACUGGAGCUGAGCAGAAGACCGCUAAGAAGACAGGUGGUCGAAGGAAACCAAAAUCAGCAGCUAUUCAGCCUCAAGUGGCAUCACCAGUUCAUGUGUCAGGAGAGGAAGUGGGAGCUUGUCCAAAUGAGAGUGCUGGGGAGAUUAGUCCAGAAUUCUGUAGUCCUAAGAGACGACACAAUGUCCUACCAGGUGAGAAGAGAGUGUUUGACCAGGUUUACUCAAGAGAUGUUGGAUCUUCACAGAAACCACCUUCCUCUUCUCUUAGAAGACCAGACAGUUCUGCAUCAGACAACUUUCUACAGAAAAGACAAAGAAAGGCUCCUUCCAAUUGGUGGGAGGUGCCACAGUCUCAGGAACCAGCCGAUGGACUUCCACCACCUCACAGUUCUCCUCCAAAAAAGUCCAAACUAUCAAACACUCCUCUUCGUGGUGCGUUUAAUAAGGAGGGAAAUUCAAUGAAAUUGCAAAAAACAAAAAAUCACACCAGGAACAUAAAAAGAAACAUAAUCAACACGCCAAAGUCAAUUAAACGAUCUUUAGCGUCAAUGAAUGCCAUUUUUGCUUCAGAAAAACCUGAAAAUAUGGUAAAAAGUGGACAAAGGUGCAGAAAACAGGGACGCAGAAACCUUCUUCACUCUCUUGAGGACCAGUCAGAUCACUCGAGUGAGAAUUUGGCCCAAAGUGAUGAUCAGCUGCAGGGAAACAGACGCUCCUCCUUUGGCUUCAUCAGUGGUAUUACCGUGCAGCCACCAGGGACCAGAAACAAAACGAGUGUACGAGUAUCCAGUGGACCCAACACUUUAUCUGAUGUUGAUGCUGCUUUCAGAAGUGGGCCUUCAUCAAUGCUUGAGCUUCAGCAACGUGAUGAAGAGGAUGAUGAUAUUGAUUUGCCGUCGUCUAGAGUGACACCCCAUGUGCGACAGGCUCCACGGGUGUUUGCGCACUGUGAUCUCUGUGGGCCUCCAUUGCAGCCUGUUGUCCUGGAAGAUGAGGACUGGAACAACCUGCAUGCGUGGUUCUCUCACUUGUGGCACCCAGCCUCGAAAAAUGGACGAGUUAUUAGUCCUGAUGACUUCCACUGGCACUCCCAUGGAGGCCGAGCAAUGGGUCACGCGGUUGACCUCCAGAGCUGCUCUUUUUCACACGGAAAGAUUCUUCUGGGGUCGUACAUGAAAAAACCCUCACAUGUGGACCAUGAUAUGGUUUCUGUAUUCAGCAUUAUCUCUAGUUGUGUGCGUGUUGAUAUUGAGGGUGUAAAGUCAGUCUACAAUUCUGGAGAGGUGUUUAUGAUACCAUCUGGACAAGCGUAUAGCAUCCUCAAUUUGUGUCAGGAACCCGCAGUGUUGAUUUACCACAGGACACAGUCAAAUGAUACGCCAACCUGAUUGACAUGAUGUGGCUUGCUUUGAUUUCUUUGAAAUAUUCAGCUGCAUAAUUUUUUUUAAAGAUAAAACUGUAGAUGAUUUUGUUUCAAAAAAUCAUACACGUAUAGUUGUCUUGUAAAGCUCAUAAAUGCUAGUUUUUGAGUAAAUAACUUCAAGAACAUGUCAGACUUGAAGAGACUGUAAAGCAUGAUUUUAUGAUGCUAUGUAAAAAGCUUUUCAAAACCGUGGUCUUAUUGAUAUAUGUGUACAUUUCUGUUGUUGUUUCCCUUCGGAAUGCAACUCUAGCUAGGUUUUGUGAACAAAUUUGUUGAGUGGUCAGCAGGGGUCAGCAGAUCCUUAUAUUGCUGUGCAUGUCCAACUUUGCCUCGCUCAGAAGUAGUGCUGUUUAUUUGAGGAAAAAGUGAAAUCUGUCCUUCAAUUUAUUAGUAACCACUUCAGUUUACAUCAGUCUAAUCUCAUGUACGUGAUUUCACUGCACUUGUGUUUGUAAUAUUAUUAUGAACUCUUCCUCUGCCCAGUUUGGCCAUGUAUUUAUGUAUAGACCUGAAAGAAAUGUUUUUGUUUGACUGUUGCUGUGUUUAAAGCUUUUGAUAAGUAAAUUAAAUAAAAAGGAAAUUCAAAUUUAAA
Molecule: messenger RNA, 5136 nt
Organism: Megalobrama amblycephala (Wuchang bream)
Lineage: Eukaryota; Metazoa; Chordata; Actinopteri; Cypriniformes; Xenocyprididae
Product: inner centromere protein A
Exons: 20
Coding region: 604-4509 (1301 amino acids)
Source: RefSeq, a predicted model, not a curated record